Aspergillus aculeatinus CBS 121060 is the source of this 825-nucleotide messenger RNA. RefSeq lists its product as uncharacterized. The transcript is spliced from 4 exons. Bases 1 to 825 code for a protein of 274 amino acids. Gene Ontology annotation, molecular function: transmembrane transporter activity. The record is from RefSeq and is a predicted model, not a curated record. Gene Ontology annotation, cellular component: membrane. Gene Ontology annotation, biological process: transmembrane transport. NCBI's taxonomy places the organism in Eukaryota, Fungi, Ascomycota, Eurotiomycetes, Eurotiales, Aspergillaceae.
AUGGAGGCAUAUAUCCAGUGGAGGAAAAUCCAGAGUGCAAUCGCGCGUGAGCUUGGGAUAUGUGAAAAGGAUGCAACUGCUAUGGUGAGCACGGCGACAGGUGAGAGACCUCAUUCUGACUGGACGGGGACCAAGACGGCUUACAUUUGCGAGUUGCUACACAAUGAAGGUGGUCCUGAAUGCCUCUGUCUCCUUGAUCGGCAUAUAUUUAACGGCAGCAUCGGCUAUCGAUGCUUGGGGUUGAAGUAUUACACGGCGCAAUUACAGGUUCGAGAGGCUGUGGGAUCCCUGGCCGCCGGCUUGUUCAUGAUAGGCCUCCCGUUUGGAUCCUUGCUCUCCGGCCCCUUUUCGGAGACCUUCGGACGCAAUGUGGUAUACAUUGUCACCCUGGCCUUAUAUCCACUGUUCAUCAUGGCAGCUGCCCUUGCACCGACCGUGGCCAGCCACCUCGUGUUUCGCUUUCUCGCUGGCUGGAGAGCGAUGUUCGUCAGCACGGUGUUAGUGUAUCUGAUCGUCCCCGUUGUCUACUCCUGGACAUGCAAGAAGUAUGAGCAGACAGGUCGAAUCCUCCCUUGUAGAAUGCGAUGUUGGGUGGCGCCCCCGCUGUCUCCGUGGGCCUCUUCUGGAUGGGGUGGACUAGCUAUCAUCUGGUCCUCACUUAUUGCAUCCUCUCUGGUUGGUUUCGGGAUGACCACCAUCUUGACCAGCGCCUACCUCUACGUGAUUGACUCGUAUGGCGUGUUCUCUGCCUCCGCCUUGGGCUUCAUGGCAUCUACCCGGUAUCUGGUCUCGGGAGGCGUCAUGAUCGCCGGCAGUAUCAUCUAA